Caenorhabditis sp. 36 PRJEB53466 is the source of this 2281-nucleotide messenger RNA. The record is from the annotation of a GenBank genome assembly. Lineage: Eukaryota; Metazoa; Nematoda; Chromadorea; Rhabditida; Rhabditidae.
AUGUCCGACGAAAAUGGACCGUCGAAAACGGAUUUGCAGACCGCGAUGCGCAAAAUGAGAGCUUUACCGGCCAACAAGGUAAUUUUUUGUAAAAAACAAAAUGCCUGACACCUAGAAUAUUACAGAUCUGUUUCGAUUGUGGAGCCAGAAAUCCGACCUGGUGCACUGUGACCUAUGGUAAGCACUUUCUCUCGAUUUUUAGCAAAAAAUGUGUUCCAGGCGUGUUUCUGUGCAUCGACUGCUCGGCGGUUCAUCGAAAUCUCGGCGUCCAUCUCACUUUUGUCCGUUCGACUAAUUUAGACACCAAUUGGACGUGGCUCCAGCUCAGAGCCAUGCAACUCGGAGGAAAUGGCAAUGCGGUGAGUGGUUUUGCCGGACAAAACCGGCAUAUUUGUUACAAUUCAUUUUCCAGACGCAAUGGUUCAAGCAGCACGGGUGUAACACGACGGAAGCGCAGCAAAAGUACAAGAGUCGAGCGGCCUCGCUGUACAGGGAUAAGCUGGCGGCUCUGUGCCAGGAGGCGCAGCGAAAGUACGGAAUGCAGCUGCUCAUCGACACGGUGACGCACGCCGAGGAGAAGCAGGAAGAGGAAGACUUCUUCGCCCAGGAUUUCGGGCAUUCUUCAGCCUCGGCCACUUCUCUGAGCUCCGAUGCUUAUAUUGCCGACCACAAGGCCGACACCACCACCGCCCACGGUCCUUCUGUCGAACACAUCGAUUCCGUGGCCGUUCCCACUGCGGCGCCCGUCUCUGUCAUCCUUAAAAAACCCAUCAAGAAGGCGACCCUUGGCGCCAAGAAAAACGCGCUUGGAGCACAGAAAGUGCGCAUUAACUUCGAUGAAAUCGAACAGCGCGCGGCCGAAAAAGAGCGACAAGCGGAGGCGGAGAUCGCCGCGAAUAAACUCGCCUAUCAGGUAGAAGCGGACGACAAAAAGAAGGCGUCCGAUGCGGCGGAGAUGGCGAAGCUCAGCGCCAAGUUCGCUGUUCAGGACAUUGACGCGCAGAGGAAGCAGAUAGAGGCGAAAGUGGCGAAAGAUCCGACGAAAGCGGCUUCUGUGGAUCGACUCGGAAUGGGCGGUGGCGCUGGCAGAUCCCGGGCGGUUCACUCGGUCGCCGGCGGCAUCCGUUCGAUCAAGCAGGACGACGUGCUCACUUUCAAGAAGACGCCGUCGCCGGCCAAAGACGAGGACGAUUGGGAGGUGAUUGAUGACAAGUACGGAAAGAAGGGUACGAGCAACGAGGACGACUUCUUCACAAAGGACUACACGAAGAACACGGUCAAAGAGGACGACUUCUUCGAUACUUUUGAAAGCCAACCUGCUCAGAAAUCCCGUUACUCGGCGAUUUCUUCGAAUACGAGCGCUUCGAAGGCGCCGACGACUCGUUUAACCGCCGGAUCGACGCCCGCUUCCGACGUGGAUAUUCAGAAAAAGUUUGGAAAUGCGAAGGCGAUCUCGAGUGAAAUGUACUUUGGAAACAAUGAUAUUGAUGUACGAUUCUUUCUUUUUCUCCCAAAUCUUUCCUUUUUUUCAGUUUGAAACGAAGAGCGCAUUGUCGAAAUUCGAAGGACAAACAUCGUUGGGAUCCGAGGAUUUGUGGGGCAACGGAAGUCAGCAAAGACAGAACAGUCAGGUACUUUUUUUUAAAGAGAAUUCCUGGAAAUCCGCUUAUUUCAGGUGCCAGACAUGUCAGAAUUGAAAGAUUCAUUCCGUGCGGGCGCGUCGAAAGUCGCUGAAAAGUGGUCGACUCUUUCCAACUCUUUUGCCUCUUACAUGUCGGUAAGUACCACAAAACCCGGGUUUUUCCGCAGAAUUUUUGUUUUAAAUUACUCAAAAAUCGAAUUUAGCGUGCCCCUCCAGCCAAUGGAGAGAAGACAUAAUUGGAAAGGCAAGUUUUAAGUGGAAUGUGCUCAGUUUCAUCGUUCUUCAAUUUCCUAUUUUUCUGGGAAUUUUUGGGUUCUUUCUUGCGAAACGCUUCUCAGUUUAUUGAUGUUGUGCACAAAUGUCUAUCCUUGGCCUUUAGAUGAUCCAUUUAGGCCCAAAAUUUCAAAUCGUGAUCUCAGUCAGCUGGUCAGUACACAGUCUAUUCGUUCGAGAAAAGCACAAAUAAACAAACAAAAUGAGCACGGAGAGAAAAAACGUUGACCAAAAGACAUGUUGACAAUAUCAUUUCCGCCUCCUCGUCGUCGUUCUCUGUCCUUUCUUUUCUCACUCUAUCUGUCUGGGUCCCUGUGAGAAAAUAAUAUUACGAAAUCAUCAUUCGUUUCAUUUCAGGAUCGCUAA